Closterium sp. Naga37s-1 is the source of this 4311-nucleotide messenger RNA. The record is from the annotation of a GenBank genome assembly. Lineage: Eukaryota; Viridiplantae; Streptophyta; Zygnematophyceae; Desmidiales; Closteriaceae.
AUGGGAACAGGGAGCUAUGAGGCGGCUCAUCCUCUGCAUCCCCCUCUCCCUCCCCAUCCCCCUCUCCCUCCCCAUUCCCCUCUCCCUCCCCAUCCCCCUCUCCCUCCCCAUCCCCCUCUCCCUCCCCAUCCCCCUCUCCCUCCCCAUCCCCCUCCCCAUCCCCCUCUCCCUCCCCAUCCCCCUCUCCCUCCCCAUCCCCCUCUCCCUCCCCAUCCCCCUCUCCCUCCCCAUCCCCCCUCUCCCUCCCCAUCCCCCUCUCCCUCCCCAUCCCCCUCUCCCUCCCCAUCCCCCUCUCCCUCCCCAUCCCCCUCUCCCUCCCCAUCCCCCUCUCCCUCCCCAUCCCCCCUCUCCCUCCCCAUCCCCCUCUCCCUCCCCAUUCCCCUCUCCCUCCCCAUCCCCCUCUCCCUCCCCAUCCCCCUCUCCCUCCCCAUCCCCCUCUCCCUCCCCAUCCCCCUCUCCCUCCCCAUCCCCCUCUCCCUCCCCAUCCCCCUCUCCCUCCCCAUCCCCCUCUCCCUCCCCAUCCCCCUCUCCCUCCCCAUCCCCCUCUCCCUCCCCAUCCCCCUCUCCCUCCCCAUCCCCCUCUCCCUCCCCAUCCCCCUCUCCCUCCCAUCCCCCUCUCCCUCCCCAUCCCCUUCUCCCUCCCCAUCCCCCUCUCCCUCCCCAUCCCCCUCUCCCUCCCCAUCCCCCUCUCCCUCCCCAUCCCCCUCUCCCUCCCCAUCCCCCUCUCCCUCCCCAUCCCCCUCUCCCUCCCCAUCCCCCUCUCCCUCCCCAUCCCCCUCUCCCUCCCCAUCCCCCUCUCCCUCCCCAUCCCCCUCUCCCUCCCCAUCCCCCUCUCCCUCCCCAUCCCCCUCUCCCUCCCCAUCCCCCUCUCCCUCCCCAUCCCCCUCUCCCUCCCCAUCCCCCUCUCCCUCCCCAUCCCCUCUCCCUCCCCAUCCCCCUCUCCCCUCCCCAUCCCCCUCUCCUCCCCAUCCCCCUCUCCCUCCCAUCCCCCUCUCCCUCCCCAUCCCCUCUCCCUCCCCAUCCCCCUCUCCCUCCCCAUCCCCCUCUCCCUCCCCAUCCCCCUCUCCCUCCCCAUCCCCCUCUCCCUCCCCAUCCCCCUCUCCCUCCCCAUCCCCCUCUCCCUCCCCAUCCCCCCCGCAACGACGCACAGGAGCAGGGAGCGAUGAGGUGGUGCAUGCUAGCGGGGUUGAAGGAGGUGGGGCAGUGGUGGCAGCUGCUGUGGAGGAGGUGUAUGGGGCAGGUGAGGGGGGGGGGGGGAUGAUGGUGGAUGGCGCAUGGGUGGGGAUCGAUCACCUUGCCGUGGGCUGCUGUCGGCCGGCUCUGGGACACAUGGCACAUGCGGUAUCUGCCUUCACUUGCAUCAUUGACGCCCAUCCGACCCUCAAGAUGCACCCGUCCUCUUCCACGCCUUUUACCAGGACCACUGGGCGUACAAGAGGGAUCCAAGGAACCACUUGCUGCCCUCUGCUGCUUCUCUGUCCUCUUCCUGUCCCCUUACCUUGUUUGAUGUCCCGUUUCUCUCCGUUCCCUCCCACCAACCCCUUUCAAAACCACUUGGCGUACAAGAAGCACCCGAGCAACCUUCCCAGCGAUGCCAUGCUGCCUCCUGCUGCGUCUUUCAGUAUCUUCGUUUCCCCUUGCCUUUCAGUCACCUGCCCUUUGCUGUCCCUUCCGCCCCAUCUUCCCCCACCCCCUUCAGAACCACAAGAAGGAUCUCAGGAACAUCUUUCCCAGCUAUGCCAUGCUGCCCCCUGCUGCCGUCUUUGCUCCUCUUUCUCUCCCCUUAUCCUUUCUGUCCCGUUUCGGUCCAUCUACACCCGCCACCGCCUUCAUAACCACGGGGCUCACAAGAACCAUGGCACACAGCCCGCACCCACUCGCACCCACUCGCACAGGCACACUGCUUGCGUGGCCACUGUUUCGUACCCUUACCUUACACCCUCCUUUACCCUUACCCUCCCACGUUUACUAUCCCCUCUCCUUACCCUUAACCCCCCCUCUUUCACUUACCCCUUCCCCUUCACCCCUAUGCUACCCCCUUUCCCUUCCCUUUACCCCUCUCGUUAUCCACUUCCCCUUUCCCCACCCCCUCCUCCUUUCUUCAACUCCCUUCCCUUUCCCCUUCGCUUUCAACCUCCCUCUCACCUUACCCCAUUCCCCUUCGCUCCCCUUCCCUCUUAUCCUCUACUCCUACCACUCCCCCUCAUCUUAAACCAUUCCUUCCCUUAUUCCUCCUUCCUUUUUCCUCUUCCUCUCCCUUUUCUUCCUCCCUCUCCUUUUUUCCCCUUCCUCUCCCUUUACCCUCGUCAUCUCACUUUACCCUUUUCCCUCUUCCUUUACCCCCUUCCCUCCUUUUCCCCUUUCCCUCCCUUCUUCCCCUUCCCUCCCUGCAACCCCUCCCCUUCAUUUACACUCCUCCCUUCAUUUAACCCUUCCCCUCCCUUCACCCCCUCCCAUCCCUCUCCUCACCUGCCCGGAGUCCUACAGGGCCGCCAGACGGACUGCCUUACCAAGACGGACUGCCUUACCAAGACGGACUGCCUUACCAAGACGGACUGCCUUACCAAGACGGACUGCCUUUCCAAGACGGACUGCCUUACCAAGACGGACUGCCUUACCAAGACGGACUGCCUUACCAAGACGGACUGCCUUACCAAGACGGACUGCCUUUCCAAGACGGACUGCCUUUCCAAGACGGACUACCUUACCAAGACGGACUGCCUUACCAAGACGGACUGCCUUACCAAGACGGACUGCCUUACCAAGACGGACUGCCUUACCAAGACGGACUGCCUUACCAAGACGGACUGCCUUACCAAGACGGACUGCCUUACCAAGACGGACUGCCUUACCAAGACGGACUGCCUUACCAAGACGGACUGCCUUACCAAGACGGACUGCCUUACCAAGAGGGACUGCCUUACCAAGACGGACUGCCUUACCAAGACGGACUGCCUUACCAAGAUGGACUGCCUUACCAAGACGGACUGCCUUACCAAGACGGACUGCCUUACCAAGACAGAUUGCCUUACCAAGACGGACUGCCUUACCAAGACGGACUGCCUUACCAAGACGGACUGCCUUACCAAGACGGACUGCCUUACCAAGACGGACUGCCUUUCAAGGACGGACUGCCUUACCAAGACGGACUGCCUUACCAAGUCGGACUGCCUUUCCAAGACGAACUGCCUUUCCAAGACGGACUGCCUUUCCAAGACGGACUGCCUUUCCAAGACGGACUGCCUUACCAAGACGGACUGCCUUACCAAGACGGACUGCCUUACCAAGACGGACUGCCUUACCAAGACGGACUGCCUUACCAAGACGGACUGCCUUACCAAGACGGACUGCCUUACCAAGACGGACUGCCUUACCAAGACGGACUGCCUUACCAAGAGGGACUGCCUUACCAAGACGGACUGCCUUACCAAGACGGACUGCCUUACCAAGACGGACUGCCUUACCAAGACGGACUGCCUUACCAAGACGGACUGCCUUUCCAAGUCGGACUGCCUUACCAAGACGGACUGCCUUACCAAGACGGACUGCCUUACCAAGACGGACUGCCUUACCAAGACGGACUGCCUUACCAAGACGGACUGCCUUACCAAGACGGACUGCCUUACCAAGACGGACUGCCUUACCAAGACGGACUGCCUUACCAAGACAGACUGCCUUACCAAGACGGACUGCCCUACCAAGACGGACUGCCUUACCAAGAGGGACUGCCUUACCAAGACGGACUGCCUUACCAAGACGGACUGCCUUUCCAACACGGACUGCCUUACCAAGACGGACUGCCUUACCAAGACGGACUGCCUUACCAAGACCGACUGCCUUACCAAGACGGACUGCCUUACCAAGACGGACUGCCUUUCCAAGACGGACUGCCUUACCAAGACGGACUGCCUUACCAAGACGGACUGCCUUUCCAAGACAGACUGCCUUACCAAGACGGACUGCCUUACCAAGACGGACUGCCUUACCAAGACGGACUGCCUUUCCAAGACGGACUGCCUUACCAAGACGGACUGCCUUACCAAGACGGACUGCCUUACCAAGACGGACUGCCUUACCAAGACGGACUGCCUUACCAAGACGGACUGCCUUACCAAGACGGACUGCCUUACCAAGACGGACUGCCUUACCAAGACGGACUGCCUUAUCAAGACGGACUGCCUUACCAAGACUGACUGCCUUUCCAAGACGGACUGCCUUUCCACGACGGACUGCCUUUCAAAGACGGACUGCCUUACCAAGCCUUACCAAGACGGACUGCCUUAUCAAGACGGACUGCCUUACCAAGACUGA